Microcebus murinus (gray mouse lemur) is the source of this 7179-nucleotide messenger RNA. The record is from RefSeq and is a predicted model, not a curated record. Lineage: Eukaryota; Metazoa; Chordata; Mammalia; Primates; Cheirogaleidae.
CCCAACCAGCGCUUCGGUUGUUGGUCUGCGGCUCUUUCCACACUGGGUAAAGUGUGGGGGAAACUUUGAAAGUUGGAGGCUGCAUGUCUGGUACUGGAAAGUUUCGUGUGUGUGGAAGUGUGGGGAAGUGGGGUGCGUUCAUUAUUUCCUGUUCCUUCCCUGGGCCCGUUUUUUUCUCUGCUGGAGCUGGAGGCAUGGGUAGCAAGAAACUAAGACGAGUAGGCUUAUCACCAGAGCUGUGUGACCGUCUAAGCAGACAUCAGAUUGUUACCUGUCAGGACUUUUUAUGUCUUUCCCCACUGGAGCUUAUGAAGAUGACUGGCCUGAGUUAUUAUGGUGUCCAUGAACUUCUGUGUUUGGUUAGCAGGGCCUGUGCCCCACAGAUGCAAACGGCUUAUGGAAUGAAGGCACAAAGGUCUGCUGAUGUCUCACCAGGGUUCUUACCUACUACACUUUCUGCUUUGGAUGAAGCCUUGCAUGGUGGUGUGGCUUGUGGAUCCCUCACAGAGAUUACAGGUCCACCAGGUUGUGGAAAAACUCAGUUUUGUAUGAUGAUGAGCAUUUUGGCUACAUUACCCACCAACAUGGGAGGAUUAGAAGGAGAUGUUGUAUACAUUGACACAGAAUCAGCAUUUAGUGCUGAAAGACUGGUUGAGAUAGCAGAAUCCCGUUUUCCCAGAUAUUUUAAUACUGAAGAAAAAUUACUUUUGACAAGUAGUAAAGUUCAUCUUUAUCGGGAACUCAGCUGUGAUGAAGUCCUACAAAGGAUUGAAUCUUUGGAGGAAGAAAUUAUUUCAAAAGGAGUUAAACUUGUGAUUAUUGAUUCUGUUGCUUCUGUGGUCAGAAAGGAGUUUGAUACACAACUUCAAGGCAAUCUGAAAGAAAGAAACAAAUUCUUGGCAAGAGAAGCAUCCUCACUGAAGUAUUUGGCUGAGGAAUUUUCAAUCCCAGUUAUCUUGACGAAUCAAAUUACAACCCAUCUGAGUGGAGCCCUGGCUUCUCAGGCAGACCUGGUGUCUCCAGCUGAUGAUUUGUCCCUGUCUGAAGGCACUUCUGGAUCCAGUUGUGUGACAGCUGCACUAGGAAACACCUGGAGUCACAGUGUGAACACCCGGUUGAUUCUCCAGUACUUGGAUUCAGAGAGAAGACAGAUUCUCAUUGCCAAAUCCCCUCUGGCUCCCUUCAUCUCAUUUGUCUACACCAUCAAGGAGGAAGGCCUGGUUCUUCAAGGAGCCUAUGAUGGCAGAGAAGGUAACUCUGACGGUGUUCCUAAACCUGCUGCUGUGGGAUUCCAGAGUCAGCUCCUCCGGAUCACUUCCAGAUCCCUGCUCGUCCCAUUUAGAAUCUGAUGUUGAAGUCUAUUGCCAUUGGCUGUCCUCUGGGGCCAGAGAACCCAUCUGGGGUUUGUCUAGUCUCCCAUGCCAACACCGUCAUCUAAACUCCACAGUCGUUACCAAUCUAACAGCUUGAAAGUUGAUGCAGAGAUGAAGCAGAAGCCAGUUUGGCUUCCUCCCAGUUCUCUAUGUCCCUCUGGGGUUAAUCAGCAACUACCUAUCUUUGUGUCAAUAACAUAAGCCUCUCUAACUAGAACACCUGGUGGAAACCCAUGGGCAGGUUUAAGAUGAAGCAAAUUUUGCAGUAAUUAAUCUGACCUUCACUCUAUUUAAGCUGCACUCAGAAUAUCCAGACAAAAACAGCUUGCUGAACCCAACCAGCUAGCUGGAUGGACCUAUAGCUCUCAGUGCUCCUUAAGCCACCUUGGGUUUUCUAAUAUUUUCCAUGUCCACACUUUAACUCCAAAGUCUGUGAACUUUAAGCAGUAUCUCCCUAUUUCAUGCAUACACACAGAGUUUAGUGAAACAGCCCGAGUCCAUCCUACUGGUAGAAUUCUUUAAUGGCAUCUCCCCAGCCCUUUCCCACCCUCAGAGCCCAUCCUGAUGGUGGUGUUCACACCACUGGGGAAAUCAUAGACCUUCUUAACUGGGAUUACCAAUACCUACUCUUAGUGGCUAUUGAGUGUCAGGUGAUUGCUUAUUCAGGGAAAGGUGGGAAAGGGGUUAACAAGACCAGGGGCAUAUAAAAAAUAGUUCUGUGCUGUAUUAGUUUGCUCAGGCUGCCAUUAUAGAAUACCACAGAAUGUAUGGCUUAAACAACAAAAAUUUAUUUUCUCUCAGUUCUGGAGGCUGGAAGUCCAAGAUAAAGGUGGCAGCAGGUUUGGAUUCUCCUAAGGCCUCUCUCCUUGGUUUGCAGACGGCACCUUCUCUUUGUGUCCUCUCAUGGCUUUUCCUCUGUGUGUGAAUUCCUAGUGUCUCUUCCUCUUUUUAUAAGGACACUAGUUCUGUUGGAUUAGGGACUUACUCUAAUGACUCAUAUGACCUCAUGUAACCUUAAUUGCCUCCUUUAAAAGGCUCUAUCUCCAAACAUAGUCACCUUAGGGAUUAGCACUUCAACCUAUGAAUUUUGAGGGGACACAGUUCAGUUCAGUCUAUAACUGAUCCUGCCUUUCCAAUCUGAGUGGGAGAAAAGAAGAUAUUGGCCAAGAAAUGCAGUUAUGACUGUGUGCAGUUUGAGAAUUGCUAAGAUAGGAAGAAUGCAUGAGACAGGAAGAGUGAAAAGAUUGAUGGAUGGAUACAUGAAUGGAUAUUUAGAUGGAAAGAGAGAUGAAUGAAUAAAUGACUUUGGUAGUGUGUUGAUAGCACCAGGACAGAAAUUACAUUUUGCUUCUUUGGGAUUGUAGUUUUUUACAGUAUAGGGGUUGCAAACUCAAAUGCUCAUGCUAGCCAGGUAACGGAGUUGUAAAAAGAGGCCAGAUGCAAUAAUAGGGAGUUAUAGGGACUGAUAAAUUAGAGAUAGCAUGCCUUAUAAAGGGGCAGGAGGUGUUAACAAAGACUUUCUCCUUGAGUCAUGAUCCUCUGAGUCCUCUUUCUUAUUAGGCUCUGACCUUGGGCUUCUGUCCUUGGCACUGUCCAAUUUUAGCAAGACUUCUGCUGAAUCAGUUUAGCAAGUAUCCCCUACCCUUGGUAUUUGAUCACCCUCAAUAUCUGAUCAAAUUCCUCCUUCCCCCCCUCUCAAUAUCUUAUCCCCCUUGACUGCAUUCAGUAAGAAUCUCGCCAAGUCAGUUUAGCUGGAAUCCCCCCUAGCCAUGAUGUUCCCUGAUAGUCAUUUUCCACCCACUGAUCCUCCACCUUGCUCCUUAGUGAUACAUUUCCACUUUUGCUUGUUGAAUUCAGACUUGAGCUCAUCUCUCCCUGCUACUACAAAACCCUAUUGUACUGUCCCUUCUUGAGUAAAGUCUCCUUUAAGGUCCUUAACAAGUGUCAUGAAAAAUUUUUCUUUAACAAUACUUGGCUACAGUCAGUUGUUGUCAUGUGGGUUGCUGGCCUAACUUCUGAUUUUACAAGGGAAGCCAGAAAUCUGAAUUUCCAGAUGAAAUCUUUCCUUAAAUAGACCUUGAAAUUCAAAAAUUAUAAAAUACUGUGUAAGCCAAAGAAACACAUACACACACAUAUAUAUAUUCUGAAUGCAUGCUGGGGGCUGGAAGACUACCACUUACUUACAGUCUACCACUUACUAGCUUUGUAAUCUUGGGCAAUUAUGCAUGUACUUCAUAGAGCUGUCGUAAGGAUAAAAUUAGUUCAUGCAUGUAGGUACCUAAACAAUGCCAGCUGCUUAGUAGGAAAGCAGUAACUGUGAGCUGGUAAUAUUAGCUAGUAUCAUGAAACCUCUUGGUUUCCUCAUCUGUAAAAUGGGGACAAUUGCCUUUCCUAUCCCCCAAAGGAUUGUUGCGAGGGUGAAAGAAGAACAUGUAUGAAAGACCUUGAAAAAGUAUAUACAUUGCUAAGAAAUACACUAGGCAUUACUUCUGUUACUAUCCCUGUAAAUGAGGCACAGCCUUUCCCAGUGCAGGAAUGGGAUCCCUAGGAAGAGGAGCAGAUAGUAACUAUUAAUUGUCAUUUUGUUGUUCUUAGAAUUUGGUUGAUUUUUUUUCCUUUUUUAUUAUGAAAAUUUUCAACAUUCAGAAAAGUAGAGAAAAUGGUAUAAUGAACACCCAGAUACCCUUAUCUGAUCUAAUAAUUAUUAACAUUUGCCAUAUGUGCUUGACUUGGUGAGUUUUCCUGGCAGAUAUAUGAGAAUGCAAUGUGGCAGAGAUGUGAUAAGGAAGUGGGUGAAUUAAGGCGUAAUUGUUGGUGCUGACUGGGAAAGCUGAGGGCUUUAACUACCUCAGCCACUACUUAUUUUUUCAAAAAAGCAAGUUCUAAUCAGGUGUGGAUGGCUGCCUUUUGGCUAGGACCCCAGAGAAAGGAAUUUUGUACAGGGUAGGUUUGUUAUAGACAAUACAUUGUUACCACCUUAAAGAAAAUUGUAUAAAUGGGAUAACAGAAAUGAUUUUAUUUAUAAGAUUUUGAUAUGUUGUUAUUUUUAAGGUUUUAAUUUUUUGCAAAGAAAUGUAUUUGUGUAUUGCUCAUGCAAUGGAAAAUAAAAAUUUCUGGAGAGACUUUCAAUAUGGAAAUAUCUCUGACACAAAGAACUCAGGAGUUGAAAUUGUAGUGGAUCUGAGAGAAGUCUGGUAAAAUCAGUAAUAAAAAGAGAUGUUGGUCACUAAAAAUGAAAGGUUUCAGAAGCAGAAACACUCAGAUUCAAAGAAAGUAUAUGCUAAUUAUAAAUGGUUCCUUUCUGGUAAAGCAUCUAAAAGAUUCUCUAAGACAUAUUGCCCCAUUUCUCAACAUCAACUAUUACUGCAUUUAAAUGCUAACACUCUCCCUGGAAAGGAUGUCUUACAACGUGAAAGCAACUAAACUUUGCUUUAAAAUUCUAUUAUUCAGACUCCUCAUUAAUUUAAGCUGACAUUCCUCCUCAAUUGGGGCAAAUCAUCAAAGCUUUAUUGUAUUGAGAACCUUGAAUUCAGCAACAAAGAGUGUGGGAUAUGAGGGAAAACGUGGGGAAGGGGAGAGUAGAGAGCUCCCAAGGCCAAAGAAGGAAGGGGAGGGGAGGAAGGCUGCAGGAAGGACUGCAGAGGGAAAGAUGGAGCAUGGACAGGACGAGAGGGAAGGAGUUAGAAAAUGGCUCAAAUGAACAUGGUAGAAGCAAGACAAGCCUGCAACUUUGAGAUCAGACAUUUUUCUCCAGAGUAAAAAUAAAAAGGGAGCUAGGAUAUAGGGAAAGGGAAAACAUUCCUUUUCUUCAUUCAGGUGCCUCUCUAAUCUCCUUACCCAUGGCACUCUGCCCAGUGGCUCAGUGCCUGCCAAGAAGCCCACCCUACAGACCCUGAGGCCUUGGAGCUCCAGCCCUCUCACCCCAGUGUCUGGCCAAGUUGCACCUCCACCCCAGGCCCCAGCAGGGUGCCCUCUCGUCCUUUCUGGUGUGAUUGACUAUGGGAUGUGGGAUAUACUAGAUGGAAUGUAUUGAGUUCAUUGUUGAGGCAUAAGGCAAGGAAGGAUCUUUGAAAUGUGAGGACAUUAUCUCAAACUUUCAUUUACCGUCUAUGAUUUAUCACUAGAAUAUAAUGAGACUUAUAAGACGAGCUUUAAAGCCUAGGGAAAACCGAGUUCCUUCAAUGUGUAACUUUAAUAAAUAAAAUAUUAAUUUCAAAAGCCAGAGUAGUCCCAGACAGUCUUUUCUCUGCACCAAAACAAUGCUCAAGGACACAAGAAACUCACACAGACACUGUGAAGCAGAUAGCUCCUAGCGUCCAGCAACCCCUCUUAGUCCAAGUCGGGGGAGCUGCAAGAAUUCAGUGCCCAGCCCAACACCUUCCAGCUCUGGGUCCUCAAAGAAUGGAUAUAAACUCCCUAAGUCCCAGUUUCCCUAGGUGUAAGAUGGGAAAAGAGAUUAUCUGCCUAAUCUUAAAGCCAAGGGGCCUGUGAGGAUGACACUGUAGGAAAAAGGUUUUCCAACCUUCACGGAAGAUCUGAGCCUAGUUUACUACAAUGACUCCUCCAGUUUUAUGACACAGAUCUGAUCAUGCCAUUUCUCUGCUCAAAACUCUGAAGUGACCUCUUUUUCACUUCAGGCUGAAAACUAAGUCCUUCCACUGGCCUAUAAAGCUACCCCUGCAUUCAGCAGCACCUGCUUCCCUGUCUCUCUUUCUGCCAGGAACACCUUCCCCUUAGGGCCUUUGUACUUCCAAGUCCUUUGCUAGAAUGCUUUCCCCAGAGGGCACCAUAGCUGACUCCCUCACCAACUUCCCCCUGAUAGUGGGGUGACUCCCUCACCUCUAAGGUUUUGCUAACCUGUCACCUUCUCCAUGAGACCUACCCCGGUUAAAAUUGCGGCCUGCUUUUCUUACCCCCAUCCUGUUUUAUAUUUUUCCAAAGCAUUUAUCACCAUGCAACAAAACAAACAGCUCACUAUGCUUCCCCUUCACUUGUGUGUCUUCCCUGCUGCAGUAUAAGCUCUGGAGGGCAGUCAUCUUCGAUUUGUUCACAGAUGUGUCGUAAGCACCUGGGUUGGAUCUUUCUUAGAGGUCCAGAAUAUAAAAUCAAUAAAAGAAGGGCUACUCCAAAUAAAGGGAAGUAUGGGUUCAAAAUCUUCCUACCAUCCUUGCAGGCUGUCCAUAAGCAAGUGCCAAAACUGCUGACAUUUGCUCUCAUGUGUGAAAUCAGUUUUGAAGCUAUAAGGUGCUAUAUAAUGUCAGAUCCUAGGGCCGGGCACAACGGUCUGCACACAUCAGGUGCCCAGCUAAUAAGGGGAAGGGAACUAACAUUUGUUGAGCAGCUAUUACGUGAUAGGCAGCGUCUGUGCCCCGUGUACCGUAUAAGUGAUCUCAUGAAACUGUCAGAUCUUUUACCAUUAUCUCUCCAGUACCUCACACCAAGCCUGGCUUGUGUUAAACACUCAAUAAAUGCUCAUUUAUUUCUCUAACGACCUUCUGAGGCAGGUACUAUCAUCUCCAUUUGGGAAGGGCCCCAAGGUUCAAGUUUAGAUAGCUUGCUUAAUGUCAUACAACUCGUGAGUAUCAGAGCUAAAAUUUAAAUUCUUAACAGACAAGCUCCAAUACCUCUGAUUCUUUGAGAGAAUGUAGGUUAGACGACUCCUCCGAGCUUCCCGGAAGCAGACCUGUCUCUGGGCUGCACCAGGAGAUGGGAGGAGGGGUAUUUCUUUUUCCACCUGGGCUCACUUCCUCCCUUUGUGCAAUUGGCUCACCUGUGCAGUUGGCUCACCUGGAAGGGCCUCCUGCUA